UAAGUCAAGCUAAGCCCAAGUCAAAUAUCGGCUUGGCUUGUUGGACUCGCUGAUCCUUGUCUUAUAAGUACAUACCUACCUAAGGUAACCAAACAAUGGCUGAACUUCCAGACGCAUCACAACCCCCGAGGACGACAACGACAACGACAACCCCGAAAUUGAGGUCCUCAUGCGACUCGUGCGGAUCGGCCAAGGUCAGAUGCGACCGUAGUCGGCCCAAAUGUCGCCGCUGCGUUACCCUCGGUAUUGAUUGCGUAUACGGCAUCUCACGCAAGCUCGGGAGAGUACCAAGAAGGGGGCUCUCCACAAACAUCAAAUUUAGAGCUUCAAUCGGAACCUCUGGGCAGACACAGACAUUACAAUCCGACGAUAACUUAGGUGGUUCUGAAAGCACAGUCUUUGAGGAACCAAGGCGGGUACAUAGUGAAGCAGAAGAGUCGUUUUCGGGUCCGGGAUGUGAGACAUCGCUACCCGGCAGUAAUAUUGAUGCGCCAUCGUCAAACACUUAUGGCCAUAACCAAUUUGGAUUAGAUAUAUUCAACCCUCUAGCCAUGGAUCAGUGGCCUCAAUUUGAUGUGUUAGAUUUUGGCAUUCGCACCGCAUCCUCACCAAAAGAUUCAACUGCCGAAGCUGGGAUCCGCAAGGCUUCAGAUACUCGCGCAUCUCACAGUUGCGCCCGAGAGUCAUACGAGAUCUUUGCAGAUUCGAUCUGCCCUGCUCCGGAUCUACACGCUCCUGAUACUAACUCAGACACUGUAACAGCUCGCCUGGAUCAGGUACUUCACUUCAACAGGAAGGCAAUCGACCGACUUAGCGGCCUUCUAAAGUGUUCUUGCGCUAAGUCUGGGCAUCGAAUUAUGGUUCACGCAUCAAUCAUCUCUCGCAUUUUGAUCUGGUAUCAGCAGGCCGCUGGAUGGCCGUGUAGCACUUCACUAGAGACCUCGCCAGCCGAUGUGCUAGAUAAUAAUGGCGGCGCCAUCUCCUCUUCGGCUUCUUCACCUUCUGAACCCAACGAAGCAACAGGCACUGGCUCAUCUAAAUUGCGGAUAUUGCCCCGCACCACAGGCUUCGUCGUUACUGGCGUGCCGGCUACGCUAGGAACAUUCAGCAUUGAAGAUGGGAAAAUGCAAGCAGUAAUCAGGAAUCAUUUAGUUCUAAGCGAGCUCAGCAGGAUGUCAACUCUUAUUGAUCUUUUCAGUUCUCAUUUCUCGGGGGAGUUGUCAGUUGCUGGCACUAGUGGCCUUUAUACGUAUAUCGCAGCGUGGCUUCGGAAUGAGUAUGAUAAUACCAUUAGAGACCUCAAAGCUGACCGGAUUUCGCUGCGUGAUGCUUUAUAUAAGGUAUCCAGUUGAGCGAAGUAAUAUGUAUUCUAGUCGCAAUUUCAUCCUCCCGUGAAGUACAUCCUCAUCUUUUUAACACCAAGUUAGAUCCUACCCCUUAUCCCUUACCACCUUUCUGCACUUUCUGGCGUCCUAGUUUUUAAUCUAUAUACGAUUGGCCUUAUAAGAGCAUUUCUCUUGUUCCCUUGUAUUCAAUCUAAGCUGUCAGUUCAAAAUGUAAGUCGAAGAUUUUAGCCAUCUACGCGUUCGGGUUCUAAAGGUUGAACCCUAUUGGUCAAUUCAACUCCGUUAAGGAAAUUCCCGAA
Messenger RNA from Daldinia caldariorum, 1645 nucleotides. RefSeq lists its product as uncharacterized. The record is from RefSeq and is a predicted model, not a curated record. The transcript has a single exon. NCBI's taxonomy places the organism in Eukaryota, Fungi, Ascomycota, Sordariomycetes, Xylariales, Hypoxylaceae. Gene Ontology annotation, molecular function: zinc ion binding; DNA-binding transcription factor activity, RNA polymerase II-specific; DNA binding. Gene Ontology annotation, cellular component: nucleus. The coding region runs from base 96 to 1352 and encodes 418 amino acids. Gene Ontology annotation, biological process: aflatoxin biosynthetic process; regulation of DNA-templated transcription.